GUUGUUUCCGGUUCACAGUGACGUCACGUGUCUUUUCCGUCAUAAAUAGUCUCUGUGCUUAGUGUUUUUGCAAGAUGUCAUACGCAUAUUUAUUUAAAUAUAUUAUUAUAGGAGACACAGGUGUUGGCAAAUCAUGUUUGCUGUUGCAGUUUACAGACAAGAGGUUUCAACCAGUCCAUGAUCUUACUAUAGGUGUGGAGUUUGGAGCUCGUAUGAUUACUAUUGAUGGGAAACAAAUCAAACUACAGAUCUGGGACACAGCUGGUCAAGAAUCAUUCCGCUCUAUCACACGGUCCUAUUACCGGGGAGCUGCAGGUGCUCUGUUGGUGUAUGACAUCACACGACGUGAUACCUUCAACCACUUGACUACAUGGCUUGAAGAUGCCAGACAACACUCCAACUCUAACAUGGUCAUCAUGUUAAUAGGAAACAAAAGUGAUCUGGAGGCUAGACGGGAAGUGAAGAAAGAAGAGGGAGAGGCUUUUGCUAGAGAGCAUGGUUUGAUAUUCAUGGAGACGUCUGCCAAGACGGCGGCUAAUGUGGAAGAGGCAUUUAUCAACACUGCAAAGGAGAUCUACCAGAAGAUUCAGGAUGGAGUCUUUGACAUUAAUAAUGAGGCUAAUGGAAUCAAGAUUGGCCCUCAGCACUCACCUUCUGGUCAAAACAUGCCAUCUGGUGGUGGAGGUGGGAACCAAGGCGGCGGAUGCUGUUAAGACUAUUUAACAAUAUUGAACCUUGACUGUUCCCAAUCAAGGGAAGCAACUCUAAAUGUGUUGGAACAUGCACACUGGUGGAAUGUACUAAAUUUUAAAACGAAAAGUGUUUGUAGUGAUUGGAGUAAAUGUUUUGGCUGGCUGAAAAGCUGAUAUAAAUAUCUGUAUGUUGACAAAUGUACAUUAUGUAGAUGUCAUAGUUGUUCUUACUGCAACACUUAUAUAUUCUGUUCACAUCUCAUUGUCAUAAUUCCUUGUAUGUGCAGCACAGCUGUUUUCAUUUCUUGUAGUAGCGUGUAUUUUCGUUUGUUUAUGUUCCAUUAAAUUAUAUUUGUUGUGUUGAACUAUUUCUUGAAAGUCAUACAUCUAUAUUACUGCAUCAGAUGAGGAACUGUUUUUUAAAGCUUUUUUCUUUCCUUUUGAUGUGGAAAAAUAAUUUUACAUACUGUAUUUAUGGGUAUGGUGGGAUAUAUGUAACAGAUACAAAAAACACCUGAAAAUGUCUUGUUCUUUAUUGAAAAAAAAAAGUUCACUGCUACCACUAUUUUUUAAGACCUUGUUCCGUGGUCAUUUUCAUCUGGUCUAAGAAAAUGAGCUUUUUUCUCCUUCUUUUUUAAUAAAAUCUUUCACUAGUAGGCCUAACAUUUUUAAUUCAGUUGCUAAUCAUGUCUGUGUAGAGUGGUCAUUAAUCUUUCUCUGGCAUGUUAUUGCAGCAAAAAACGAAUUGAUGAUGGGCAUUGCAAUACUGACUUUGUACAAUAUAUUAUCUCAUAAUAGUACAGCUUAACUUUCUCAACCACAGACUGGAAUAAGCCUGUUGACUGAUUAUUCUUAUACAUGUGAUCUCACUUAAUUGAAUAUUAGUUGUCUCCCUGUUAGCAUUUACUGUUGUAUCUGUACAAAAUAACAUUAGCUGGAAGUAGGGCCAAACAUUUAUGAUGAACUCUGUUUAAGCUGGAUUUUGUGGGACCGACAAAAGGUUCUGAGAUUUAUGCAGUACCAGGUUAGAAAGAUUUACUCAAAUUAUUAUUCUUGAUGUCGCUUUAGUCAAAAACCAAGUGUACAAGUGUAGAAACAAACAUUUUUCUUUCAAUAAAGUGUAUGUUCUUGUUCAUUUGAGUAAUAACUUUAUUUUCCAAGAAACAGAGCAAUAAGUAGAAAUGUGACAUAAUAUAGUGCUGACAGAACUUUUUUUUAACCUGUUAUUUUCAAGAUGACCAAAUAUAAGAACAGCCAAUGACCCAAUUGAGUGAGAAAUGCAUGCAGACCAGACAUUUACUUUUGAUCCCAAAAGUUCAUAGUAGGUGAUGGGCAGCAACUUUAACCUUUAGACUACUGGAUUAAUUUUUGACAAAAACAACCUUGAGUGGGUGCAAGUUUAUAAAUUUACUCAAAUAUAUUCACUGCAACGAUUGCUGCCAUCACUCUCACCUAUAUUUCAUGCUUACAAUUGUACACCUCACCCUGUCUGUUGUUCUCAACAUGCCUCUCAGUUUCAAAGAUCAUGAACAUGUUGAGUAUACAAUAUGUGAUUACAAGAGGGUUAAGACUUUUAUCUUUUAUUCAGCCUUUGAAGACCGAUUAAGUGUUGAAUUGCUCAUGAAUUACCUGCCGUUGUUCAACUGUUGAUCUUUGACGGACUGAUAGUGUGACUGAACAGUGUGCAAAUAUAGACAACAAUGCUAAUUAUUAUUAAUUGGUCAUUAAUUCUGCAGUAGGCAACAUUUAUUUGAUGCAGAUCUUAGACCAGCCUCAAUAGUGUAGUGGUUAAGUCAUCAGACAUGAGGCUGAUAGAUACUGGGUUCAACUUCCGGUAUUGUCUCCAACCCAGUGUUAGUUUAACAACUCAUUUUUCUUCACUAACUACUAGUACAAACCCAUUGUCCUGGACACAGCCCAGAUGAGGUCUGUAUCCAGGACCGCGUGCUUGAUCCUUAAUUGGAUAUAAGCACAAAAUAACUAUAACUGAAUGAAUGCUGAUCUUAGCACAUAAGAAUUAACUGUCACUGUAGAAAGUUGAGAUGGUGUAGAAUUACGGAUGUAAGACACAAAUUCCACAGCAAUCCCAGUUGCACAGAUGCCCAUUUUGAUGGAAUCCACUAUUCUUGAAUGAACCUAUUAAAUAUAUAUAUAUAUAUUGUCAGCAACUCUAGAGUAACCUAAUUACAGGGAAAUCAGUUAUUUGUGAAAUUCAGGUACAAUUUGUCAUGCCAAUAGUGUACAGACUAAAAAUAAUUUUGAAAUAAUGUUUCCAUAAUGUUUAUUUUCCUUUAAGAUCUUUGAACACCCAUUUUGCUAGAUGAAAUCCAAAUUAACAUAAUUUGUAGGUUCAGUAUGUUUCACAUUCGUGCAGGGGUUGUGAUACCAGAUUAACUCUUGAUGCUGCUACUUCCAUAUUAUAAACCAAACAUAAAUGAAAUCUCACAACCCAUUACUCAAGUAAUAUGCUCUAAAUAAAUCAUUUUGCAACUCAUUAUCCAUUGGAUCAAACUUUUCUCUACAUUUAUUAAAAACUGUGACAAAGUGCAUCUCUUAACUCAAAGAUAUUAUACUUAGAUUGGAUGUAAUAUUUUAAAAUGUUUUGGAUUGGGGUUGCUUGUAAUGUUACAUGGCAUUGUAAACUAAACUAAAAGGCGUUUUAAAUGCUGUAUAAAUAAUAUUGAAUUUUUCACGCUAGGCACACCUGUUGGGUUGUUCCACAAAUUAUUUUGCUUUAACUUUGAAAACUCAUGAACAUAUUGCAAUUCACUUUUUGUUGAUGUCUCUCUCUCUCUCUCUCUCUCUCUCUCUCUCUCUCUCUCUCUCUCUCUCUCUCUCUCUCUCUCUCUCUCUCAAAUUGAUUUACAGGAAACAACAUGUUUUUAAAAUAUUUGAACUAGCCGGUAGUAAAAUUUUUAUGGAUCUGGUGCAAUAUUUUAAUUCUCUAAUUUCAAAUAAACAUGGUUAAAGCAACAUAUGGUAAAACAUAUAUUGGAGAGGCACAUUAACUAAAAAAAACUGAUUAUGUGGAUGUGCCUAUUUGAAUUAUUUUAAUUUAUUGUCAUAUUGUGAAGCCUUGGAAAGAGUACUGAAUGUAUUUAUUUGAAAAUUAAUAUUUAGUUGUGCCCAACUACACUCGGCAACUGGAAUAUUAGAUUACUAAUGAAAUAUUUUGUCAAAUAAAUUUACAUCUAAGGGCUGAACGUUUGUUUGUUGGUAUUUGUUAACUAUGUAUCUGUUUUCCUCUUCAUUAACAUUAAAACUCAACUAAUACAUCUUUAAUUAAUACAUGUGCUAACUGACUACCUUGAUAGUGUCUAUCAGCAGUACGUUUUGUGCAACUUUUAGACUUUCUAAAGAUAUUUCAAUGUGGAAAAGACUUCUUAAUUUAUAGGUAACAUAUUGUUUGAGCAGAUGAAUGGAAAUGUUCUAAAGAUUGUGUCUGAUGAAAAUUGGGUUAAUCAGUAAUUAUUGGAAAAAGGCAGAUGUUUGUACAUGUAUAUUGGUAUUGGGGGUCAGUAAUAAUGUAUGCUCCCAAAGUCCAAACUUUAAUUAUAGAUGGCAGUAUAGAUUUUUUUUUAAAUAACAUAUUAGCAAAACAGUGUCAACAAAAAGCUGCAGUCAAGAGUAUCUGAUGUUUGUAUUGUUAGAUUGAACUUUAUAGCUAAGCUAUAGGAAUGUGGAUAUAUUGCUAUAUUUCAUUGGGCCAUAUGUGAUACAUGCUUCUGCUUUUCAUCAUGGUUUUAAGUUCUCACUAUUGGAAUCAAUUGAGUUAUUGGUGAUUGUCUCAGAAGGUUAGAUACACAUUUCUUUUCUGCCAGAGGUGACGAUAAAAUCAUUUGCAUGUAGCUUUAUUUGUUAAAACUUUCUAGACUAUUCAGAGACUUUGGUCAUGGUUGCACCUCUGAAUGUGUUGAUGCAUGAUAAACAAAACCUUAAAGGAAAUUCCAAGGAUUUAUUGUUGAUGCAUUGGUGACAUUAGAACAUGCAACCCUAAAUUCCAAGUCGGAGAUAUUUUAAAAAAAUAUGCCAAAGUUAUAUUUAUAAAAUUAUAAAAACCUGAUACUUUUUUAUUUUGGUUUUUAAAAACAAUCUGCUUUAUCUUUUGGUGCUAAAAAUACAAGAAGUUUGUUUGACCUGAUAUGUGUUCUGCAUUAGUUAAUCAUCCACACAAUGAUCACACAAAUGUAUUUCUGAACAGUCUGUUUUAUGUCUCCUUGAAUUUUGCAUCAUGAAAUAUUAGCAUUUUGCAUAGCCUCGCUAAAUUCGCUAAUAUUUUAUGCUCCCUAACAUUUCCUGAUUUACAGUAUAUUGGUGUGUGUUUGUGUUGGGACACCUACACUGUCUAUGAGCACCCAUGCCCCUCCCCAGCUACACCAGUGGUUUUAGCCACUGCUGCUCCAAAUGUGCUGCCUUUUAGUGUGUCGAUUAUCGAUUUGUUCAACAUAAUUUUGAAUGAUAAUUAAACAUUUUUUUAUAGCAAUUCAGUUCAAUAUAAAAUAUUUUGAGUUUGGCAGAAAUCUUGUUUUGGAAGUUCAGAACAGUUGAUCAUAAAGGUAUAGCAGGUGAAAAAAUGUUUUUAUUGUUUUAGCUCCGUUUCUGAUUUCACUGUGUGUCUAAUGCUUAUGACUCGUAUUUGCAUUAAUAAAUGUUUAAUGUUUGUAUACAUAAUCUAUGAACCAUAGUUCUAGACUAUACAUUAUCCUUACAUGUGCAUGAUUUCUCAUUAGAGUUAUUCCUCCUUUUUCACCAUGCAUUGUUUAGACCCUACUUGUGCAUCAAACUCAUUAGAUAGUAUUUGAUAGACUUUCAGUUUGGUGUGCAUCCAUUACGAACCCAAAAUUAAUAAUUUACUCUUAAAAUUUGGUUUAGGGUAAUUGAUGAGAUGGGCUGGACUUAAUGGAAAUGAUGAUACUGUAAUUUUAAUGUUUAUUUUUUAUUAUGUACAACUAUUGUCAGUUAUUCACCAAAUGCCAACUCAUGUAAAAAAAAUAUGAUAUUAAACAGUGACAUCUAAAUCAUGACAACAAAAUAUCUGAACUUUAUGUACUAAGCAUUCCAUGUUUAUUGUGUGUGCAUUUGCAUGUUUUAAAAAAUUAGGCAGUUUUUGUUUGCAACUUCAUGUAAAACCACAUAAAACAUUUAUCCUUUGUUAUUUCUUAUUUUGUAUUUAUAACAAAUUAAAAGUAUAACUAGUUUUUACAUAUGCAGUUUGGUAAGCCUACUCAGCUAUAAGAGUUACAGCUAUGUAAAAAAAAUUCUACAUCAGAGUAUGCGAUACCAUUUAAAGGUUUGAUAUUAGUAGGGAAUGGUGCCUGACAUUACCUUCAAGUGUUUGCCUAUUAUAAAACACACUAUUUAUUUGUCAUUAUUUCAUUAUGGGAAGGAAUGAGGUGAGAGCUGGUAGAUCAAACAAAUUUCACAGAUCAACCAAUCAUGAAUAAUACGAUAAUGUACAUUGUCAUGAUUUUGCAUAUAUACAAGAGUAUAUAAGAAGAGUAAUAAAAGUUUUUUUUGGUUCCUGUCCUGGACAGAGGAGCUGGCUGAGGCAUGUUAAACCCUAUGACCUGACCUGACCUGACCUGACCUGACCUGACCUGUUUCUUUGUAAAAAUAUUUGUUAGAUGUGCUUAAAAAUAUUAUGGGCACAUAAUGUAUGUUUCUUUUGCUUUAAAAUGCACGUUAUUGAACCUGUAUAUAAAAUCCACUUGUAUAUUAAGACAAAAGUGUUACAGUAGUUAGUGUGGUCUUUAUAUAUAUAUUUUUUUUUUUUCAUCAUGGAUAGCCAACCAAUUCAGUUUUAAAAUCACUUUGUUUAUCAUGGUACAGAAUAUACUUUGUCUAUUUUCUAUGAAAACAAAUUAGCUUAGAGCAGGGUGGCUUUAACCUUUGCACAUGAACCAAAAACAAAUUCAGGUACUCCAUUUCUUUUUGGCAAUAAUCCAUCAUCUAAAUUUUAUGUGCAAACAAAAAAUGAGUUACGCAGAAUAAGUCUUGCAUGUAUGAUGCAUGAACGAAACCAUUAUUCUCGCAGUAUUCAGAUGUCUCAUCUCAGUAUUUCAGUUUCUGUAUGGGACUACAUAGCAGUGCUUUGCUCCAUAUUUGCCUGGGUACAUAGAAUCUGUAAUUCCUGCUGUGUAAUAUCUGCACUCACUAUAUACAUUUUGUGGAGCAUUAGAUGGAAUGGAAAAUAGCCCAUGGUAGAUGCUUUACUAUACUUGAGUUGCGUCUAACUUCAAAAAUGAAACAAACUUUUUUUUUCCUUUCUUAACUAGGGUCUACCAUUUUUCAGACUGAAAUUAUUUUAUUGGUCAUGCAUGUUAUAUAUUUAAAUAAAAGCCAAUAUAUUUUUCUUAUUAGCUGAAAAAUAAGAAUUAGAAUAUUGUUGUAUACCGUCUUUGUGAAUUCAUCUAUCAACUGAUUAGAAUAGCUGCACUGUUUAUUUUAUUUACAAAUUAACCGAUUCUCAAACCAGAAACAAAACUUGGAUUUUCAAUCUGAUUAAAAUUUGAUCUUACCACCACUGGAGUUCUUCUUUAAUAAAUAUUAUGUCAGCCAAUGCCAUUUUAUGCCCGGUGACCUUUCAUCGUGAACAGCUAUUUGGUGUUGGUUAACCCUUUCCACACUGUUAACCACCCUUCACUAACAGCAGUGUGUUGAAUAUUGGGAGGGCAAGACUGUUGGUGGCCAUUUGGAGCGUGUUUACAAUACAAUACAUGCACUCAAUCCUAUAAAAAAAAAGUUUGUUUUAUUUAACGACGACACUAGAUCAAUCCUAUAUAGAAAUUACAUGAGUUGUUGAAUAAAUAUAUAAUAGAAGGUUAAGAAGCUACAUGACUUUUUGAACAAAUAAAUAUUUAAUUAGAACGUGGGUUUCUAUGGACAUUUUACCCUGGUUCUAUACAAGAUCAAGAUGUCACUGGAGUAUUAUUAUUUGUGUAACAAAAUUAACAAUAUUAAUGACAGUCAUGGGUGGAUAGUAUAAUGAAGAGCUUUUGUAGGGUCUCUUGGACUUCCAAGACUGACUGGCAGUAAGAUCUUAUUUUGAAUUAGUUGCAUGACAGUUUUCAGACUGAAUAAUUCAUGCAAGUAUGUUGUUACGGCAAUAAAGGGUUUUCAAAUGAA
Molecule: messenger RNA, 7817 nt
Organism: Gigantopelta aegis
Lineage: Eukaryota; Metazoa; Mollusca; Gastropoda; Neomphalida; Peltospiridae
Product: ras-related protein Rab-2
Exons: 8
Coding region: 75-713 (212 amino acids)
Cellular component (GO): Golgi apparatus
Molecular function (GO): GTPase activity; GTP binding
Source: RefSeq, a predicted model, not a curated record